AGUCGUACCCAAUCGCAAGUCGCCUGCGAUCCGAUCGCAACCGGUACGGCGAUCCAAAUCGCGAUGGUAUGGCGCUCCAAUUUGCGAUGGUACGGCGAUCCAGAUGCCCAGGCAGAGGAGGAGGACAGCGGCUGGAGGAUGAGGAGGAAGACGACGGCGUCUGGCGGAGGAGGAGGAGGAGGCCGGCGAGUAGAAGCUGACGGAGGACGGCGGCUGGCGGAGGCCGGUGGUGGCGGAAGAGGGCUGGACGACGAGGGCGGUGGCGGACGAGGGCGGAGAUGCGGAGGCGGACCUUGGGAGGAGGAGGCCGGCUACGUGCGGCGGAGGAGGCGGAGAUGGGGCGCGGGAGCUUCGGCGACGAAGGGAGGCGUGGGUUCCGGCGUCAGGAGGUUAGGGUUGGGUUGUGUUUGUGUUGUUGUCCCGCCGGCCAUGGCAGCUGCAAAAUUUGAGAAGACGGAGGAUGAAUGGAGGGCCAUCCUCUCCCCCGAGCAGUUUCGGAUCCUCCGAGAAAAGGGCACCGAGUUGCGUGGUACAGGAGAAUAUGACAAGCAUUUCGGGGACGGCGUCUACAAUUGCGCGGGCUGUGGCACGCCGCUCUACAAGUCAACGGCCAAGUUCGACUCGGGGUGUGGGUGGCCCGCCUUUUACGAAGGUCUCCCGGGGGCAAUCACCCGGUCUCCCGACCCCGACGGGAGGAGGACUGAGAUCACCUGCACCGCCUGCGGCGGCCACCUUGGCCAUGUCUUCAGAGGAAAAGGCUACAAGACACCCACGGACGAACGCCACUGCGUGAACAGUGUUUCCGUCAAGUUUGCUCCUGCAAGUUCUUCCCAUUCCUGAACUUCCUCUUUUGGAACUGAAAAAAAUAAUCUCUUGUUUGUUUUUUUGUUUGUUUGUUUGAGAUGAUGCUCUUCAUACGCUAUAUGUCCAUAUAUAUGUUUUGUAUUGAAGUGUGGUGUGAGUUGGUUACUUGGUUUAAUAAUGAGUUUAUGAGGUC
This is a messenger RNA of Cuscuta campestris, 997 nucleotides long. The record is from the annotation of a GenBank genome assembly. Lineage: Eukaryota; Viridiplantae; Streptophyta; Magnoliopsida; Solanales; Convolvulaceae.